Molecule: messenger RNA, 963 nt
Organism: Syngnathus acus (greater pipefish)
Lineage: Eukaryota; Metazoa; Chordata; Actinopteri; Syngnathiformes; Syngnathidae
Gene: lmo2
Product: LIM domain only 2 (rhombotin-like 1)
Exons: 3
Coding region: 288-767 (159 amino acids)
Biological process (GO): positive regulation of transcription by RNA polymerase II
Cellular component (GO): nucleus
Molecular function (GO): transcription coactivator activity; DNA-binding transcription factor binding
Source: RefSeq, a predicted model, not a curated record
CUUUUGAGGGUGGGAGGGAGGCGGGGGCGCUUAAUGUGCGUAUUUAAACACGAUGCAUUUGGACGAGAACGCAUGGCACGUUCACCAUCGGAGCGAGCUGACCUUGCUGCGCAGAGACGUGCUUGACGGAAUCAAGAAAUGAUGGCAGCGGUCUACAGCAGCAUCGCUUCUCUGCUGUCUGAAAUCAUCUGAUACACGCGCGCCAAAGGAGGCUAUCGUCGAGGUUUUCGGAGGUUGGGGGAGCAGGUGCUGCACCCCCCCUGCCGGAUCCAGUCGUUUGUGGAGGAAUGUCGUCCACCAUCGAGAGGAAGACGCUGGAAGCCAGCGAGGAGCCGGUGGACGAGGUCCUGCAGAUGCCUCCUUCUCUGCUGACGUGUGGUGGCUGCCAACAAAGCAUCGGCGAUCGCUUUUUCCUGAAGGCCAUCGAGCAAUACUGGCACGAGGACUGCCUCAGUUGCGACCUGUGUGGCUGUCGCCUCGGAGAGGUCGGCCGCCGCCUCUACUACAAGCUGGGAAGGAAACUAUGUCGCAGAGACUACCUAAGGCUUUUUGGUCAGGACGGCCUCUGUGCUUCCUGCGAGAAGAGGAUCCGAGCGUUCGAGAUGACCAUGCGUGUGCGGGACAAGGUCUAUCACCUGGAAUGCUUCAAGUGCGCCGCGUGCCAGAAGCACUUCUGCGUCGGCGACCGCUAUCUGCUCAUUAAUUCAGAUAUUGUCUGCGAGCAGGACAUCUUUGAGUGGACUAAACUCAAUAACAGUAUGGUAUAGAGCAACCUAGUGCUGGUUUUGCAGAAAAAAACGGAACGAAACAGACUUUUCCCAGCAUCAUGCAGGCUUUGAACUGCCUCAUUGCUUCAUGCGAAAAAUGUUUUACACAAAAGAGAAGGAAGCUCAUAAUAUCUGCACUAUGACUGGCAGCUUUAUAUCUCAGGCCUUACAAAUGCAAAAAAAAAAAAAAAAAACA